AGAAACUUGACUAAUUCCAUCAUGCAUAAUAUUUUGGUGGUAAAUUGUGCGGUCAACAUUUUUCUCGCCCUAACAUCAAUAGCCGGGAACACGCUGGUGUUGCAUGGAAUAUGGAAAACACCAAGCCUUCGUUCACCUUCGAUAUUGUUACUAUGUUUUCUAGCAUUUUCCGAUCUCAGUGUUGGUGCGAUCGUACAACCUCUCUUUGUCGCAAAGGAUUUCAUAACCUUGUAUUCUGAGUCCCAGGUACUCAAAGAUAUCUUUUGGGAUGUUUACAAUGUAUUUGGUUUUUGUAUAUGUGGUAUAUCUCUUUGUACGGUUACAGCUAUUAGUGUGGACAGGCUCAUUGCCUUACAGAAGCCUCUUCAGUAUCCGAGUAUUGUUACAAAUUCUCGUGUGGCAUGCACACUUGGGACGAUUUGGGCAGUUUGUGUUCUCCUAGCAAGCUCCGAAGUUUGGGCGGAAAGAUUCCUUUUGAUAGCAAUGGGAACUGUGAUAAGCAUUUGCAUAUUUGUCUCUACUAUUUCCAACCUGAUAAUAUACGGAAAGGUUCGCCAUCACCAACAUGUGAUUCAAAUCCAGAUGCAAGCGGUGGAAACCAAUAACAAAUUCAUCACCAAUUCACACGUGGCGGGGCUGAAAAGAUCUGCAAUGAACUCUUUUAUAUUAUUUCUCGUUCUUAUCAUCUGUUAUUGUCCAUAUUUUGUUAUUUAUUUGGUUUCUUCGUUUUAUUCUUCUCUUGCUACGUCUCUAACUUCAACGAUUGUGUUCAUUAACUCAGCAGUUAAUCCUUUCCUUUACUGCUGGCGAUUGCACGAGAUUCGCAAUGUCGUAAAAAAUACUUAUCGCAAACUCGUUUGCUGUAAAUUAAUAUAG
Pocillopora verrucosa is the source of this 876-nucleotide messenger RNA. Its product is annotated as melanocortin receptor 4-like. Gene Ontology annotation, molecular function: G protein-coupled receptor activity. Gene Ontology annotation, cellular component: membrane. Lineage: Eukaryota; Metazoa; Cnidaria; Anthozoa; Scleractinia; Pocilloporidae. The record is from RefSeq and is a predicted model, not a curated record. Gene Ontology annotation, biological process: G protein-coupled receptor signaling pathway.